Molecule: messenger RNA, 735 nt
Organism: Eruca vesicaria subsp. sativa (arugula)
Lineage: Eukaryota; Viridiplantae; Streptophyta; Magnoliopsida; Brassicales; Brassicaceae
Source: the annotation of a GenBank genome assembly
AAAAUUAUGAACAGAAACGCAGAGGCAGAGCAAGAAGAAGAGUUCAGUGAAUGGGUAGUGAUCCAAACCUCACCCACAAUCUCACUAAGUGAAGCAUCUAGCCCUCUAAGCUCACCGAUAUCACAACCAAGCCAAGGCCGUGAUGAUGAUGAUGAAGAUUCUGUUGUCCCCGUAGUAGAAGAAGAUGAUGAUAAAUCCUUCUCCAACGUGAAUCAGUCGCUUCCGUGGCGGAUGAUUGAGUCUGCCAAGAAGCGUUUGAAGGACUCAGGAAUUUUCGAGAGGGCGCCUUGUAAUUACCUGAGUAGUACAAGGGUGUUCUGGUCAUUGACCCUCGUUUGUGGCUUCUCCGUGGUCUCGAGUCUUGUUUAUGUGAAGGUCGUGAGGUGGUGGAGACGUUUACAAGAAGAGAAGAUGAGAUUUGUGCUUCUUCAGCUCAGAGAGAAAGAUCAGAAAAUAAAGGAGCUUAUACUUGAAAUUGGGAGAUUGAACGAGUCACUAUUAUCCCGACGCAGAGUUCGAGUGGUUCGGAUCGUGUGACGAGACGAAUGUAAUUAAUUGUAUUUUGCUAUUUGUUGUGUGACUAUUAUACAAAGUUACGGACAUAUUAUUGCUCAUGCGUAUGUAAGUAAUGUAAUGAGAAAUACGAAAUCAAAGGAAUAUAGAGUGGAAUACAGUUUACGUUUGGUGUUUCUAUAUAUGUUUCUUUAAAAUAUCAUUUGACUGAAUGUUUACAAA